AUGGAUAACUUCAGCAGCUCAGAUUCAAUUAAUGGAUGGAGCAAUAAGUCAGUGGUUACUGAAUUCAUUUUGCUGGGCCUGUCUAGCUCUCGGGAACUCCAACUCUUCCUUUUUUUUAUCUUUUCUGUGUUUUAUGGUGCUGCAGUGCUGGGAAAUGUUCUUAUCAUCCUAACAGUGACAACUGACUCUCGUUUGCAGACUCCAAUGUACUUUCUCCUUAGCAAUCUCUCCUUCAUUGAUGUGUGUCAAGCAACAUUUGCCACUCCCAAGAUGAUUGCAGACUUCCUCAAUGAGCACAAGACCAUCACCUUUGAGGGAUGCAUGUCACAGAUCUUUUUCUUGCAUGUUUUUGGAGGUAGUGAGAUGGUACUUCUAGUUGCUAUGGCCUAUGAUAGAUAUAUUGCUAUCUGCAAGCCUCUCCACUACAUGACCAUCAUGAGCCGAAGGGUAUGUGCUGUUCUGGUGGGGGUCUCCUGGGCCACUGGCAUUCUGCACUCAGCCAGCCACCUGGCAUUCACAGUCAAUCUUCCUUUCUGUGGACCCAACAAGGUAGACAAUUUCUUUUGUGACCUCCCCCUCGUGAUCAAGCUUGCCUGCUUAGACACCUAUGUUUUAGAGAUCCUGGUGCUCACCAACAGUGGCCUGCUGUCACUUAUCUGUUUCCUCCUUUUGCUCAUUUCAUACACUGUCAUCCUUGCCACUGUCCAUCGCCAAGCUUCUGGUGGGAUGUCCAAGGCACUUUCUACCCUGUCUGCACACAUCACUGUUGUGGUUCUGUUCUUUGGCCCCUUAAUUUUCAUCUAUAUUUGGCCCUUUGAAAGCUUUCCAAUUGAUAAAUUUAUCUCUGUGUUUUUCACUGUCUUCACUCCUUUUCUUAACCCCAUGAUUUAUACACUGAGAAAUAAAGAUGUAAAGGAAGCCAUGAGAAAGCUAAGGAACCGACAUGUGUGUUCCAAGCAGGUUGUUUAG
Molecule: messenger RNA, 969 nt
Organism: Talpa occidentalis (Iberian mole)
Lineage: Eukaryota; Metazoa; Chordata; Mammalia; Eulipotyphla; Talpidae
Product: olfactory receptor 4K1-like
Exons: 2
Coding region: 1-969 (322 amino acids)
Biological process (GO): G protein-coupled receptor signaling pathway
Cellular component (GO): membrane
Molecular function (GO): G protein-coupled receptor activity; olfactory receptor activity
Source: RefSeq, a predicted model, not a curated record